CGAGAGAAACGAAAGAUCUCACGAACACUGCAUUACACAUUGCACAUUACGCAAAACAAAACGCAAAAUCGCUUCAUCGAUCCUUCAAAUCAAUUAAUCGCUUUUCUACCAAAAUCGCUUCUCACUUACUCAACCUUCCAUUCAUUUCACGCAAAUUUUUCCUUUCCCACAUUACGCUAACUUAAUUCAUCAACAAACUUUUCAGAUUCUCCGCCACUCUCCAGAUUCUUCUCUCUUGUUGCUUAUUAGAAGAAGUUGGAAUAGAAAUUUUAGCUGGGAAAAUGGAGGAUGAUAAGAAAAGAAGAAAAAACAAGAAGAAAAAGAACAAGCAAAACAAGAAUGUAGAUGCUGGGGUUGGAGAAACAGCUACUAGGGUUCAGAAUCUGGUGAAUAAUGGUAAGGACGAGCAUGGUAGUAUUUCUGAGCCUGUGGUAAAUUCGAUUGGGGAUGGAGUCAAUGAUGCUAAGGAUAAGCCUGCUAGUCUUUCUGAGGCUGCGUCGAAUUCGAUUGGGGAUGGGGGAACAUAUACCAGUGAUCAAAGUCUGGUCAAUGAAGCUACGGGUAGGCUUGCUAGUCUUUCUGAGUCUGUGCCGAAUUCGAUUGGGGAUGGAGAUACAAGCGAUCAAAAUCUGGUGAGUAAUGUAAAGGAUGGACAUGCUAAUCUUUCAGAGGCUGUGGUAAACUUAAAUGGGGAUGGAGAAACUUUAACGAGGGAUCAGAAUCUUGUGAAUAGUGGUAAGGGUGAGUCCUCUCAGCUUUUGGGGACAGCUGAUGACCAAAGUGUGAGUGUGGAUUGGAAUGGAAAUGUGGAAGUUCCAAACAGAGAUCUGAAUGUGUUGAAAAGCGGAGAGGACGAGCCCUCUCAACCGUUGGACUCUGCAGAUGGGCAAAGUACUGAUAUGGAUUCCAAUGGACAUCUGCCAAAUGGUAAAAAAUGUGACAUAUCAGACAAAACAAUUAGAAAAUUAAAAGGAGAAAAUGCCGUGCUCAUUCAGAGAGAGACCAUAUCAGAAGAGACUAUCCAAAAAUUAAAAGACGAAAAUGAUAAACACAUUCGUAAAGAGGUCAUGUCAGAAGAGAGAAUCAGGAAGCUGAACGAAGAAAUUAAUAUGCACAUUCUGAAAGAGACCAUAUCUGACGAGACAAUCCGGAAAUUGAAUGAACAAAAGGACAUGCUUGUGCAAAAGGAGGUUGAAUUAGAAGAGAGUAUCAGAAAAAUGAAAAAAGAACUUGAUAUGCAUGUUAAGAAAGAGGCCAUAUUAGAAGAUACAAUUAGAAAAUUGAAUAAAGGAAAUGACAUUCACAUGCAAGAAGAGGCCACUUCGAAAGAGACAAUAAGAAAAUUGAUAGAAGAAAAUGAAGGGCACACUCAGAAAGAGGCCUUAGUAGAAGAGACAAUUACAAAAUUGAAAGAAGAAAUUGAUAAACACAUUAGUAAAGAGGCUACCCUGGAAGAGAUUAUCAAUAAAAUAAAAACUGAAAAUGAGUUACAGACACAUAAAGAGACUGAUCUAGAGGUGAGAACUGCACAACUGCAGAAUGAGAAUCAUUCCUUAUUUCAAAAAGCGGUUACCUUGGAAGAGAUCAUCAAUAAAUUAAAAACUGAAAACGAAUUACAGAAACAUACAAAGACUGAUCUAGAGGUGAGAAUUGCACAAUUGCAGAAUGAGUAUAAUUCCUUACUUCAAAAAGAGGCUGGGUUGGUGGAAAGAACAAAUCUGUUGCUGAGUGAAAAGGAUGAAUUGAUGGAAAAAACCAACAUGUUACAGAUUGAAAAGGAGGGUUUCGAGCAGAAAGUAAGUAUUCUGGAGAGCAAGUUGAGUUCCCUUAGUGAGAAAGAGGCUGGAUUGGUGGGAAAUACAAGUCUGUUACUGCGUGAGAAGGAGGGUUUAGAGCAGAAACUAAAUAUUCUGGAGAGCAAUUUGAGCUCCUUUAAUGAGAAAGAGAACGGUCUGGAAAUGAGAAUAGCACAAUUGCAGAGUGAGAAUAAUUCCUUACUUCAAAAAGAGACUGGAUUUAUUGAAAAAACCAAUCAGUUGCUGAAUGAAAAAACCAUUUUGACCCUAAAAGUGGAAAGUUUAGAGCAAAAAAUAAAUCUCCUGGAGAGCGAUUUGAGUUUAUCUGUUGAGGAAGAGAACUCAGCUAAAGAAGUUAUUUCAAAUCUGAAAGGAAACACCAGCAUGCUACAAGUGCAGGUGGCAGAGUUGGAAGAGUCCAAGAAUAAUCUUUUGCUAGAAAACCAACAAUUGAGGGAAAAUGUGUCAGGUCUUCAUUCAACAGUCCAGAAUCUUGAAAGCAGUAUCUCUUUUUCCGCUUCACAGGGUGCAUUUGCAAAGGACGGUGCUUCUGAAAAUGAAGAGUUUAAAUCUCAAAUUGAAGAGGCCUAUAUGUUAGUGGAGAAAUUGAUGGCAGAAAAUGCUGAUCUUGUUGAGAAGGUCCACAAGCUAUGUGUUGAGAUGGAUCGACGAGACACAGAAAUUUCAAUUUCUGAAGUUACUGGAUCUGAUGGUUUAACUGAAUUUGUUAAACCUGCUGAGCCCGAAUCAUCUGAGGCUACGUCUAUAUCUGCACCGGAGUCGGAUUCAUUGGAAAAGACCUCGGCGGUGAAUGGUAGUAGCGACUCUUUUCACGCCGGACAUGGUGUUGGAGUAAUUUCAAACUCUUCACUACCUGAUGAUGAUACUGACGAAAUUGUUCAAAUUCCACUUGAUGAUAACGAUGCAAGAGAUCUACAGCUGCAGGAUGCCAAGAAUGUGGAAAGUGAUGAUGCUGUGCCAAUAACAGAUGCUCCUCUUAUUGGUGCUCCAUUUCGUCUGAUAUCAUUUUUUGCUAAGUAUGUCAGUGGUGCUGAUUUGAUUGACCAAAAGUCUUCAAACACCAGUAAUUGAUUUUUAAUAGUGGCUUAAAAACACGGUCAUCAUUUUUAUUUGGCCGUCGAUAACAUACAGUAACCUCACUCACCUUAGUCAGAAUACCAAUAUAGGUUGGGCCAAUUUUAAUCUAUGCAUGCCAAUUCUUUGAACAUAUUAGGAAAUAUUGUAUCAGGAAGGAAUACAGAGUUCUAUAUUGUGUGAUCUUUAAUUCUCUUUGCUUUCAAAGUUGGAAAUGAUACUUUUAAAAAUUUGCAUCGAGUACGAAUCUAUGGUGCAUUUGGUUAGAAUCUUUGGUGCGUUUGGCUAAACAGUUUAAUUGAACUCUUUUUGAAUAAAUAUUUAUCAUAGAAGUGUUCAUAUAUAAGUCAUUCCUAUAAUGAGAGAAUGUUGUUGAGUUGUUGCCAUGUCCUAUAAUUUAAUGAUCCGUUUUGGUGAAUUGAUCCCGAAUUCCUAAAUCCUUUAGUUAUGGGUCCCUUUUUAAGUUUUUUUAUUUUUUAUUUUUUUUUAUAUAUAGUUUUUCUAAACCUUAGAGAAAUAGUUUCAUUGUGUUGGUUACUUUGUGAUAUGGGUGUCAUUCUUUUUAAACCAACUCCUAUUUAUUGUGAUAACAAAAGUGUCACACAAAUUGUCCACAACUUGGUCUUUCAUGAACGUACCAAAUUUAUUGAGAUUGAUUGUUACUUCACUCGUCAUCAUCUUCUGCAUGGGACAAUUACUUUAUUGUUUGUCUCCUCUGCUAUACAAAUUGCUGAUUUGUUUACGAAGAUGCAUUUCAUUAAACACUUUCUUUUCUGAUUGACAAACUCUCGAUGCUCUAUGCUAAUGG
This is a messenger RNA of Vicia villosa (hairy vetch), 3699 nucleotides long. RefSeq lists its product as uncharacterized. Bases 282 to 2888 code for a protein of 868 amino acids. NCBI's taxonomy places the organism in Eukaryota, Viridiplantae, Streptophyta, Magnoliopsida, Fabales, Fabaceae. The transcript is spliced from 26 exons. The record is from RefSeq and is a predicted model, not a curated record.